GCUAGGUUCAGGAAAGGAUUUCUAGCUUCCAUACAGACUAUUUUCUCACCUCUCACUCGCUUCCACUCCUCCCUUGCAGCGGCUGCGCCACCACCUGUUUCUCCUCUGCUUCCGCCAGCUUGUUGCACUCUCCUCUGUGUGAGGCUUAGCUACGACCACCAAUCCCAACUCUAACUCCUCAAAUCGUGCGAUUUCGAGCAAUGGCUUGUUUUGAUGGAUAAGUCAGGUGAACACGAUAACUACAUCGAAACCCUGACUUAGGUUGUUGGAAGGUGAAUUUGUUAAUUUAUUGCCCUUUGAGGUUUUGGGAAGCAAGACACGGAUACUAUGGAAAAGGAAGGAAAAUUGGGGACUCUUUGUAUUGGGUAAAUGAUAUUCUGCAGACUUUCUGUUUCUCUAAAGUUUCAUUGGAGGUUUUCCUGCAGAAACUGUUGUUCUUUAUCCCAAAUAAUGAGUUUUUCCACUUCUGCAACUGAAACUCUUGAAUCUGAGUCCCCAGAGUUGAUAUACUCUGAAUUGCAACACAAAAUGCAGGGGUAUGCUGUGUCAGGAUGUAUCGAGAAAGCAGUUGAGGUAUUGUAUGCAAUGAGGUGUGUGUCUGGAAAGCCAACUGUUCAUGAUUAUAAUUCAUUGCUUUAUUGCCAUAUGAAGUCCAAAGUUGUGAUGAUACAUGAGUUAGGAGAGAUAUAUUUGGGGAUGAAGAGGCUUGGGCCAUCCCCUAAUGCGAUAACAUUUAAUACUAUGUUGAAUGGGAUGGUUUCAUUAGGGAGGCUGAGGGAUGGGAUUCUGAUAGCCAAGGAGAUGGUGGAAAGUGGUUUCUCACCAUCAUUUACUGCUUUGUCAAAAUUGUUGAAGAAAUCAUUUAGUUUGGGGAGCUUGGAGGAUACUUUAAGUUUAUUUGUGUUUAUGUUGAGGCUGGGAUAUGUUCCAACUGAACCAAGUUUGAGGAAGUUAAUUCUUGCUCUUUGUAAAGUUGGAAGGGUUCCUGAAGCAUAUCAAGUUCUCUCUGUUCUUAUAAGCAAGGAUUGUUUUCAAGGUGUGCACUGCUUUAAUCCUCUACUGUGGGCAUUGUGCAAGUCCAAUUAUUGCAAUAAUGCAUUAGCCUUUCUCUGUUUUUUGAAAAAGAAAGGUUUUGAAUGUGAUGUUUCCUCGUAUACUGCUUUAGUUUAUGGGUUUGGUAGGAAAAAGGCAUGGAAUGAAGUGUUUCAUUGUUUAGAUGAAAUGGAAGCUAAUGGGUGUGAGCCUAAUGUGAUAACAUACACUAUAGUUAUUAAGUUUCUUUCUGAUGAUGGGGAAGUUGAUGAGUCAUUAAACCUAUUGAAGAAGAUGGAAAAUAAGGGAUGUAGCCCUGAUUUGGUUACAUAUAAUGUCAUUCUCCGGGCACUUUGUCGUCAGGGUAGGUUUGUUGAGCUUGGUGAGCUUGCCCAAGUUAUUGAUCAAAAGGGACUUACACCUGACCAGUAUACUUAUGCUGCUCUAGCAGAAGGCUUGUUGAAAAGUGGAAGACCAAGUAUUGCUGAAAGGCUCAUUCAUCAAAUUAUUUCAAGUUGCUGCUUCGUGGAUGUUGUGAUUUAUAAUAUAUACUUCAAUAUUCUGUGUAGUGAUAAUAGAACAAAAGAAGCACUGUCUACAUUGGAAAGCAUGAUGGAAAUAGGAUUUAAACCAACUACAGUCUCCUACAACACUAUCUUGAAAGGAAUAUGCAAAGAGAAAUGCGUUCGUGAAGCUAUGAAAUUUUUUAACCAGAUCAUCUGGCCCACAAGUAAGCCCGAUUUGAUUUCCUUCAAUAUACUGUUGUCUGCUGCAUGUAAACAAGGAGAUUCAUCAAUAAUACAAAGGAUCCUAUACAGAAUGGAAUAUGAAGGUUUUCAACUUGACGAUGUAAGUUCAACUUUGUUUUUGUAUUUUUGCAUGGUUUGAAAGACUGCAGCAUGUUAGAACUUUUGGACUACAUAAUUGCUAAUUGUUCUCAAAUUAAUAUAGUGACGUGCAAUGCUCUCAUAAGCAGCCUUUGCAAGAACAGACUAGGUGGAGAAGCAUUUACCUUAUACAGAUACUUUAGAAGUUCUGGGAUUUCACCAGAUGCCACAACAUAUAAUAUCCUUAUGUGUGCUUCCAUAAGACCAUAAAAGAAUGUAUUCUGGCAGAUCAGUUGUUAAGGGAUAUGCACCAGCAAAGAUUGGGGCCUGAUAUUUUCAUGUGUGGUUUGAUUUAUAGAUUUUGUAAAGAAGGAAAGUUGACUUCUGACCUCCAGUUAAGGUAUCAUAUGCUUGAGAAUGGCAUCAACCAGGAUGAUUAUGUUAAUGGUACCAAACUGAAGGCAACAACACUCAGGAUCUGAAAGAUUUCUGAAGUUAAAUAUAUUGUUGAAAGUUGUGGCAAUGGAGGGAUGAAAGCUUUGAGAUUUUGAAGAAUGUAACAGUGGGUCAAAUUAUUGUAGCUAUUGUUGUUUUGUCAUUAUCAAGGCAUAAGCACCGAUGCACUCCAUUGUUUGGUUGGAUUGUGGGUUAUGCAUUUGGAGGUGUAGCUAUCUUUCCUCCUCUUUAUUGGUGCUAUCAGUACAGAAAUCAGAGUUCUGAAGAAGAUUCUUAGCAGCAAUAGAAUUCUUCCCCAAGUGGCCUUUCAACUGGACCUCCUUCGAGUUCCAAUACUUCUUUGGAUGGUGAAGGUCAAAGAACAACUGGCACAUCCUCUAGAUGGGGUCCGAAUGGUUGAUUACCAAAUGCAAGGUUAUGAAGAGCAGUUGACAAAAAAGCAGCUGACCUGGAGAAUGAGAAUUUGAAGAGGCAAAAGGGGUUUGCAGCAAAAAGAGUAUGAUUGUUUGAAGAACACAAGAAAUAGCUUAAAUGCCCAGGUAACUGAGUCUAGCAGAAACAAGUAACAAGAUGGUAGGAAUUCAGAUUUUCUCCCCAUUCUUUUUCUCUAACACACUUAACUGCUGCAUUUGCUAGAUGGCUAGAGUAGUGAAGGAAGAGGUACAAGGUAUAUAUUAAGUUUCUCUGUUUCCAUUAUGCUAUUCAAUGUAACCUGGGGCUGUGGUUGAGUGGAAGGGACUCAUCUAUCUUUAACCAAAGGUCAAGGGUUCAAUCAUUGACUUUGGGAAUGGAGCAGCCUUAAAUAUCUAGGCUAGCUGUCCCACCCAAAAGAGAUGCCUACAAUUCAGCGAGGGGAUUAUUCACUGUGUCUGACGACUGACGGUGUAUAUACACAAAAAAAAAAUUAUGCUAUUCAAUGUAGACAGUGCUUUUUACCAUUAUAAGUACACAAAACAUUGAGUAUAUAUUAUAAAUUACAUCUAUAAAGCUAAAUAAUUUGAUGAAUGAGCCUUCACCAUUGACCUGUGUUGCUCCA
Messenger RNA from Ipomoea nil (Japanese morning glory), 3351 nucleotides. RefSeq names its product pentatricopeptide repeat-containing protein At4g20090-like. The record is from RefSeq and is a predicted model, not a curated record. Gene Ontology annotation, molecular function: protein binding. Bases 370 to 1920 code for a protein of 516 amino acids. The transcript has 4 exons. Lineage: Eukaryota; Viridiplantae; Streptophyta; Magnoliopsida; Solanales; Convolvulaceae.